UUCAUUGUAUAAUACAUAACAUAAGAAGUACGGCCAUGCAGGACGUUGGAAGUCAAUCCAGGGACAUACCUGUGUUCUACCUGUUAGAGUUAACAUACCCUAGUAUAGAUAAUGUAUCCUUUGGUGGUGUACCACUGGAUAUAGAUACAGGGUCCAGAACAUAUUUUUAUGUCAGCGUUGCUGAUGGCAUUGGCAUUCCUUUAUUAAUUCGUUUGCGCAAUGUGUACGACUGGGAGAGCGAUGUAUUCCGUGGUUGCUGGCAGCAGUUAUGUGCGAUGUCCAGUGGAAGCCAGAACUACGCUGACAAGGGAUCGAUUCUAGAUGGCGCCAACGUAUCAUUGAACACAUCCAUGGUGUCUAUACCCAUGCCAAAUGACUUACGAGAAUGCAAUAAUUUUGGCGACAAUCAUGUUGAUUCUAGUAGGGACAUGGGCAGAUCGUAGUGUCUGCAUACUGCUUCCUCAGCUCCAUGGCUCUUGUUUAAUUAAACAUA
Messenger RNA from Babesia bovis T2Bo, 493 nucleotides. RefSeq lists its product as uncharacterized. The transcript has a single exon. Lineage: Eukaryota; Apicomplexa; Aconoidasida; Piroplasmida; Babesiidae. The record is from RefSeq and is a predicted model, not a curated record. Bases 36 to 443 code for a protein of 135 amino acids.